AAAAAGACUGCAGACAUGAACUGCUGCUUCCUGUUUUCUCAUUAAAAUGCAGACAGGAAACAAAGACUUUUGCAUCAGACACUGAGAGAAUCAGAUGGCAGUUCACAUCAACGUUUGUGUGUGCGACUGUUGCUCUAAAUGUCAGGAAGUUGGUGACUGAAACCGGGUCCAUCCACUGACUAUGUAAGGGUGUUGAAAAACCCAAAUGGAGUGUGUUGCUGAACAGAUACCUGAGGUGUUUCAAGAGCCCGUUUCCUCAAGUCAAGCAGCAGUUCAUCAUUUCCAGCCCAUCUUUACUGCUUAUGGAGGCAGCAGUAUACUUGCCCCGUCCAUUAUCAAUUCCACAGUCGGCACCUUCACCAUCAACUUUCAACAAGACCAAGGUUUUGCUGAUGAACUGAAUGAAGAAUCCAGUCAAGACAACACAGCCAAUUGUAAUACAGAGGUGACCGAUAACAAGUUUGCAGAACACCAACAGAAACUGAAAGUGGUCUUGAAGAAGAAGUUCAGUUAUUUGCACGAAGGCCCGACGAGCAGUGCAAGCAAAACCCUUCUCAACCAAAUUUACACAGAGCUCUACAUCACUGAGGGAGGAAGCUGUGAGGUCAAUAAAGAGCAUGAAGUUCGCCAGAUCGAGACGGUAUCCAAAGUGAGAGCCACUCAGGACAAAGUCGUCCACUGCAAUAGCCUGUUCGAGCCCCAACCAGGAAGAGACUGCCCCAUAAGAACUGUGGUGACGAGGGGGGUGGCUGGCAUUGGAAAAACCGUAUCCAUCCAUAAAUUUACUGUAGACUGGGCAGAAGGGAAGGCCAAUGCCAACAUAGAUUUUGUAUUUCCGCUUUCUUUCCGGGAGCUGAAUUUUCAGAAAAAGAAAACGCUGAGUCUGGAGGAUCUUCUGAAAGCGUUUUACCCGGAUAUUAAAGAAGGACAAAUCUUUGCAAACAAUGAAAUCAAAAAGCUUUUCAUCCUGGACGGUCUGGAUGAGAGCCGGCUCUCUUUGGAUUUCCGCAACAGUGAAAUCAUUACAGAGAUCACGCAGCCAGCAACAGUUGCUGUCAUUCUGACCAACCUCAUCAGGGGAAAGCUUCUGUCUUCGUCUCUGGUUUGGAUCACGUCCCGUCCCGUAGCUUCCAGCCAAAUCCCCGUGGAAUGCAUCGACCUCCUGACCGAGGUGCGAGGGUUCAACAACCUACAGAAAGAGGAAUACUUCAGGAAAAAAAUUGAAGACAGGGAGUUGGCACAGAAGGUGAUCAGCCACGUGAAAUCCUGCAGAAGUCUGCACAUCAUGUGCCACAUUCCGGUCUUCUGUUGGAUAGCAGCAAGCGUGCUGGAGAAAAAGUUGCCAAAAAAAGACAGCAAUGACACGCCAAAGACUCUCACACAGAUGUACAUCUAUUUCUUGUCGUUGUUUGUGGAGAACAUGAAGAAGAGGCUGCCAGAAAGAAGACAGUCAAGUGCUGAAUGUGUCAAAGCUAACCUGCUGGCUUUAGGUAAGCUGGCUUUCAAAGAGCUGGAGAAAGGUCACCUGAUCUUCUAUGAGAGUGACCUCAAACUGAACGGCAUCGACGUCGCCCAGGCGUCCAUGUUCUCUGGAGUCUACACACAAAUCUUCAACGAGGAGUUGACUCUCUGUCAGGAGAAGAUGUUCUGCUUUGUGCAUCUGAGCAUCCAAGAGUUCUUUGCAGCGUUGUAUGUUUUCCUCACCUUCCACAACGACAACAACAACGUUCUGGUUAAAAAGUCCUCCUCCUCCAGAUGGUUUCCAUUCAGAGAAUCGUCAGAGCUCAACCUGUACAAAGCAGCCAUAGAAAAGGCAUUGCAGAGUGAGAGUGGGCAUUUCGACAUUUUCCUGCGCUUCCUUUUGGGCCUGUCGAUGGAGUCCAACCAGGUGCUGCUAAAACAUCUAAUGACCACCGACAGAACUCACCAAAGGACAAGAGCUGAGGUCCAAAAACACAUCAAGGAGAAGAUCAAACUGAGCCAAUCCCCUGACAGGUGCCUCAACCUUUUUCACUGUCUGAACGAGCUGAACGACCACUCUCUUGUCCAGGAGAUCCAGAGCCACUUUGUUUCAGGACGUCUGAAGUCCGCUGACCUUUCACCUGCUCAGUGGGCCACUCUGGUUUUUGUUCUGCUGACCUCAGAGGAGGAGCUGCAGGAGUUUGACCUGAGCAGAUUCAGCAGGUCGGAGGAGGCUCUCCUUAGGCUGCUGCCAGUCAUGAGAACAGCCCAGGUGGCAAAGCUGAAUGCAUGUCAUCUCACUAUGACCUGCUGUGAAAAACUUCCAAAUGGCAUCAGGUCCUCCCAGCUGAGAGAACUGGACCUGAGCAACAAUAACCUCACAGAUGAAGGGUUUAUGCAUCUCUUUGUGUCUCUGAGGGACAGCAAACUGCAGACACUCAGAUUGAGAAGUUGUGACCUUACAGAAGAGAGCAGUGACAGGCUGGCAGCAAUCAUUAGUUUUGCCUCCUGCGAGCUGACAGUCCUGGACCUCGCUGACAAUGACUUUAAAGACACGGGAGUCAAAAAGUUGUCCGGCGGAUUAGGGAGCCCUCAUUGUAAACUCCAGAAGCUUGAUCUGUCCUUCUGCAGGGUGACAGAGCUGGGCUGCACUUUCUUGGCAUCGGCGCUAAAUUCAUCUGGGCUAAAAGAGCUGGACUUGAGCUACAACCACCCUGGAGAAUCAGGCCUGAUGCUGCUGCAGAUGCUAAAAGAAGACCCACAAUGCAGUCUGCAGAAACUCGGUGUGGAUCAGUGCCGAGUAUUCCGGAUCCAGCCUAGUCCAAAGAAAUACUUCAUGGAUGAACUCACUCUGGAUCCCAACACAGCACACAAAGACCUCUCACUGUCUGACGGAAAUAGGAAAGCAAGACGCUGGACAAAGCUGCCGUACCCGGAUCACUCGGAGAGGUUUGAUUUCCAGAGACAGGUGCUGUGCAGGGAGGCCCUGACAGGACGCUGCUACUGGGAGGUUGGAUGGAGUGGUCCGGUCAGAAUAGGAGUGGCGUACAAACAAAUGGGCAGGAAGGGGGAGGGUCAGGACUGCUCGUUGGGCUACAAUGACUCCUCGUGGGCUCUGAGCUGUAACAAAGACAAGUGCUGGGCUCUGCACUGUGGAGUGAAGGUCGAUGUGACAGUCGCACCCAACAGCACAGUUGGGGUUUUCCUGGACUGGUCUGCCGGGAAGCUCUCCUUCUACAGCGUCUCCUGUGGCUCUCUGACCCUUCUUCACACCUUCAGCACCAUCUUCACAGAACCCGUGUGUCCCGCGUUUCAUCUAGGCUGGGCGGACUCUACAGUGCAGCUGUGCUGAUGGAUGUCCUGAGACUCUUGUUUGAACAAAAAGCUGGAAUUUAGACUGAUAGAUUUGACUUCCCAACCAAACAGACGCAUCUAUACUAUAUAUUCUAUAGUAAACGUUGAUUUAUUGCCUUAAUGCAUUCAUCAGUUUGAAAUGUCUGGAUCCUUACCUCAUAAUGUCAAAUAUGGGGUUCCUCAGGGCUCAGUGCUCGGCCCAACCCUCUAUACUGUGAAUCAAAAACUAAAUCUUAAGAAAGUAAAAGACUCUAGUUUAAAGAUAGAUUAUCUUGUUUUCUGUCUUGCAAGAAAAAUAAUCUUAUCAAUAAAGUUUUCCAAUGGCAGAAUAAUA
Molecule: messenger RNA, 3649 nt
Organism: Oryzias latipes (Japanese medaka)
Lineage: Eukaryota; Metazoa; Chordata; Actinopteri; Beloniformes; Adrianichthyidae
Product: NACHT, LRR and PYD domains-containing protein 3
Molecular function (GO): protein binding
Source: RefSeq, a predicted model, not a curated record